AUGGUUGAAGAGAGUCCGAAGAAAAAGCGCUCUAUACUGUCGUUCAACAGGAGGAGAACUAGCGAAGUACGUAUGGGUACAGAUGGAAAACUCGUCACCAAUGGAUUUGAUGAUAAUUCUCAUAACAAACGACCAAGCUCGCCUAUAGAGAAGAUCAAGUCUCUUUUCCGCAAAAAUGACAACUCGACCACUGCCUCGACCCUGGCCAAUAAUGACUACUAUGCAGGACGCUACUCGGGAGGCAUAGCAAACGACAAGGUUUACGGGGCGUAUCCCUCCACAAAUGUGUCUGCCGCUAGAGAAGCAUACGUGCCUCAAUACCGAAAAUAUCCAGGGUCGGCAAGUCGUGAUGCAGCCUCCGUGUUGAAUAGGUACAGCUACACUCCCGGACUGACGGACCAACGACGUCACUGGUAUGACGAUCACAACAUCUACUAA
Messenger RNA from Cooperia oncophora, 438 nucleotides. The record is from the annotation of a GenBank genome assembly. NCBI's taxonomy places the organism in Eukaryota, Metazoa, Nematoda, Chromadorea, Rhabditida, Trichostrongylidae.